AUGCGCUUUUUGGGUCGCGAACGCUAUGCGAAUGGCACCGUGGAGUUGAAAUACGAUUUUGGUGAUGAUAGAUUCUCGGUGUCCGCCGAGAGCUUCAGUGAUCCCAAUGGCGAUGGUGACUACAAGCAGUUGCCAAUGUUCGUUCCUCGUCAACCCAUCUGCAAGGCAAUGGAGUCCUACUGGAAGUACAUGGAAGCCUCUUUGAAGUACGGAGAGAACACUGAUUUUCCCGUCCACAUCCGACCAUGUCCCAUACCGAAGGGAAUAUAUUAUGUUAAAAAUGUAACCGCGCAAACGGACGAAUUGCCAGCCAUAAUGCCACGGGGCUUUCUCAAGGGCGUGGCCACCUUAUAUGACAAAGACAAAGUUGCCGGAACAGUUGAAGUUGUGGUCCAAAUUUAUGAUAGUUCUUAA
Molecule: messenger RNA, 414 nt
Organism: Drosophila kikkawai
Lineage: Eukaryota; Metazoa; Arthropoda; Insecta; Diptera; Drosophilidae
Source: RefSeq, a predicted model, not a curated record